Molecule: messenger RNA, 1540 nt
Organism: Bufo bufo (common toad)
Lineage: Eukaryota; Metazoa; Chordata; Amphibia; Anura; Bufonidae
Product: histo-blood group ABO system transferase-like
Exons: 5
Coding region: 155-1108 (317 amino acids)
Biological process (GO): carbohydrate metabolic process
Cellular component (GO): vesicle; membrane; Golgi apparatus
Molecular function (GO): hexosyltransferase activity
Source: RefSeq, a predicted model, not a curated record
GUAAAAGGUUUUACGGGCAGAUGCAACGUCUCCCCUUUUUCAAAACCACUCCUGUUUAUUUUUUGCUUCCGAAACAAACUCACCAAGCAGAUCUGAAAGCUCCAAGAGCCGGUUACUACAGCGGACACAUCCGUACAUAAGAGCUGCCGUGAUCAUGGAGAAACUAGGAAAAACAACAAGUCUAAAGAAGAUUCUAAUUUGUGCAUCUUUUGCAAUAACAAUUAUAUUAAUCAUCACCAUGACCAGGAUGCUGUACAAGACACCAGAAUGCCUGAAGCCUCCACGGACAGAUUAUCUCUCAGUCACUCCAUGGCUAGCGCCGAUUGUAUGGAAUGGUCUCUACAAUAUAGACAUACUCAACGCACAAUUCCACAAGAGAGGAGUUCACAUUGGACUGACUGUGUUUGCUAUUAGAAAAUACACUAAGUUUAUCAAACAUUUUCUGGACACAGCUGAGAAGUUUUUCAUGACUGGACAUCGGGUCGCUUAUUAUGUAAUGACCGACCAGCCCGCUGCCAUCCCCAACAUUACACUGGGUGAAAAGAGAAAUCUGGUUGUCCUGGAGGUCCCCGCCUACAAAAGAUGGCAGGACAUCACCAUGAGGAGGAUGCAGAUUAUUCGAGACUACAUCCAUGAUCGGUUCGUCAAUGAGGUGGACUAUCUGGUGUGUCUAGAUGUGGACAUGGAGUUCAAAGACCAGGUUGGGGUUGAGAUCCUCAGUGAUGUUUAUGGCGUCAUCCAUCCGGGUUUUUUCACAUCGUCUCGCAAGGAGUUCCCCAAUGAAAGGCGACCUCAGUCUGCAGGUUACAUCCCUGAAGACGAGGGCGAUUUCUAUUACACAGGGUCCCAUUUUGGAGGCACGGUGGAAGAGAUCUACAAGUUGACCAAUCAUUGCCACCACGCCAUGCUGGCCGAUAAAGACAUAAACAUAGAAGCUCUUUGGCAUGAUGAGAGUUAUCUCAACAGAUAUUUCCUGUAUUACAAACCCACCAAGCUCCUGUCUCCAGAGUAUUCCUGGAACUACUACUUUGGAGACUCUGCCGUGGUGGAGAAGAAGAGAUUUGUCGAUCUCCCUAAGGAAUAUGAGAAAGUACGUGACAACCCGUGAUGCUCCAUAUAGCGGAUUGGAGAUUGAGGGGUUUUAUGUAAUUUCUCUAAUACUUCCUUAGUCCUCAUCCUCCCCCAUAUUAGCUUAGACCUCUUUGGUCUUGAGUUCUCGUAUCUCGAGAGGCUUCUGUGUUACUCCUCAUGGAUGAUACAUGAAGCUGAUUGUGCCUGUACAGAUCCUGCUGCCAUUCUGGUGAAGUGUAUUACAAUGGCGAUGAGAUGUAGCAUACUUUGUGAGUUGAUACCCUGAUACACAGUAACAUUUAACUGGUUAAAGAUGGUCAGUCUACCUUUUAAAUUUAACGCCGUUAUUCAGCAGCGCCCCUCGACAUUCCUCGCUGUUAUUUAAGUGUCUAUGAUCUUGGUGGCAAAUGUAGACAAUACGCAAUUAUUGUUUUUGAAUAAAAAAAAAAUUGAAAAUGGGAAAUGAUUU